Solanum dulcamara is the source of this 922-nucleotide messenger RNA. RefSeq names its product MYB-like transcription factor EOBII. Gene Ontology annotation, molecular function: sequence-specific DNA binding; DNA-binding transcription factor activity. Lineage: Eukaryota; Viridiplantae; Streptophyta; Magnoliopsida; Solanales; Solanaceae. Gene Ontology annotation, biological process: regulation of DNA-templated transcription. Bases 100 to 690 code for a protein of 196 amino acids. The transcript has 3 exons. The record is from RefSeq and is a predicted model, not a curated record. Gene Ontology annotation, cellular component: nucleus.
CAAAGUACCACAUAUCUUCACUCUCUCAUCUUCCUCUCUCUCUAUUUUUUUUUGUUUUUGUUUUUCUCUUCUUCUCUUUUUUUUUCAAUAAAAAAAAAGAUGGAUAAAAGACCAUGCAACUCUCAAGAUGUUGAAGUGAGGAAAGGACCUUGGACUAUGGAAGAAGAUUUGAUUCUCAUUAACUACAUUGCUAAUCAUGGUGAAGGUGUUUGGAACUCCCUAGCUAAAUCUGCUGGUCUCAAACGUACCGGAAAAAGUUGUAGGCUCCGAUGGCUUAAUUAUCUCCGGCCUGAUGUCCGGAGGGGCAAUAUUACACCUGAAGAACAACUUUUGAUUAUGGAAUUGCAUGCUAAGUGGGGAAACAAAUGGUCGAAAAUUGCGAAGCAUCUGCCUGGAAGGACAGAUAACGAGAUAAAGAAUUACUGGAGGACUAGGAUUCAGAAGCACAUUAAACAAGGAGAGAACAUGAAUGGACAAGGAACUUCAGAACAAAACAUUGAUAAUCAAGAAGGAAGUAGUAGUCAAAUAUCCUCUGCUGGUCAAACAGAUACCAUAGAGACUUACUCUCCAACUUCAUACAAUGGAAAUAUGGACACUAAUUUUCAAGCCCCUAAUUUUCUCACUGAAACAAAUGACAACAUGUGGAGCAUGGAGGAUAUCUGGUCAAUGCAAUUGCUUAAUGGAGAUUAAUUAAGUAUGUUUGGAAUAUUUAAUUUGAGUAAUUAAACCUUAGAUUGAACCCACUUAGUAAGUAUUAUAAAAAUUAAGCUGUUAGAUAUACAGCUAGCCUAUAUAAUAUAGUGCUAAAAUUCUGCAUAAUUUGAGUUCCCAAGUGUUCCAAUAUGUAAUAUAUAUAACGAACUCUUAUAUAACCCUGUUCAUAUUAUUUUAAUAAUAUAUAGAUGUUUGGAGUUGCCUUUGA